CCCUCAACGAGAAGGAGAAGCAGAGAGGAGACGAGAACAACCUGGUCUUCCCAGGAGAGGGACAAGCAUGGGUGAACAUGGAUGGUGUCAACGGACAGGUGACUCAGAAACCCAAAGUGUUCUCUUAUAACGUGGUAUUUGAGCCCGAGGCCACGCAGGAGGAUAUCCUUGAGCACUCUGGUAUUAAGCGCCUCCUGGACAUGGCCAUUGACGGGUUCUCCUGCACAGUCUUCUGUUAUGGCCAGACAGGCUCAGGCAAAACCCACACGCUGACGGGACCUCCGCAUCUGUACUACAUGCCCACAACAUCCAAGACCAGAGCAUCCAAAACAUCUCGCAAGCCAAAUUUCUUCUCG
Cherax quadricarinatus is the source of this 356-nucleotide messenger RNA. Lineage: Eukaryota; Metazoa; Arthropoda; Malacostraca; Decapoda; Parastacidae. The record is from RefSeq and is a predicted model, not a curated record.